Molecule: messenger RNA, 915 nt
Organism: Alternaria arborescens
Lineage: Eukaryota; Fungi; Ascomycota; Dothideomycetes; Pleosporales; Pleosporaceae
Exons: 4
Coding region: 1-915 (304 amino acids)
Biological process (GO): Golgi organization
Cellular component (GO): endoplasmic reticulum; membrane; endoplasmic reticulum-Golgi intermediate compartment
Source: RefSeq, a predicted model, not a curated record
AUGGCGCAGAUACGCGGCACAGCUGGCUACCACCUGGGCAACCAGUCCCCGUUUGGCAAUUCGGGGCGCAACGACGACAGCAGGAAUGACCCCAGUCCGCUCGAUCAAUUGAGGGCGCAGACGAGCAAGCUCGAGGACAUGCUGGACACUGUCGCCGACCCCAUCAAGCCAUACCUCCCUGGCAUUGGUCGCUUCCUCAUCGUCGUUACUUUCCUCGAAGAUGCGCUUAGAAUCAUCACGCAAUGGACCGAUCAGCUCACAUACCUCCACGACUACCGCCAUAUCUGGAACGGCGUAACGCAUCUCUUCCUCAUCACAAACAUCAUCCUCAUGAUAGUUUGCUCCUUCGGCGUCAUCUUCCGCAAAUACUCCGAAUUCAGCGUCGCGGGCCUCAUGGCUGUUGUCGUUUUGCAAGGAAUUGGCUAUGGACUCGUCUUUGACCUCAACUUCUUCCUGCGCAACUUGUCCGUCAUGGGCGGCCUGCUCAUGGUUUUGAGUGACUCGUGGGUUCGCAAGAAGUUCGCGCCUGCUGGUCUACCUCAGCUCGAUGAAAAGGACAAGAAGAUGUACUUCCAGCUUGCUGGACGUGUGCUGCUUAUCUUCCUUUUUGUCGGAUUCGUGUUCCGCGGUGACUGGGGUUUCUGGAGGAUUAUUGCUAGUCUGCUGGGACUUGUGGCUUGCAUCAUGGUUGUUGUCGGCUUCAAGGCCAAGUUCAGCGCCAUCAUGCUCGUUCUUAUCCUCAGCGUCUUCAACCUGUAUGUCAACAACUGGUGGACGCUGCACCCGCACCACCCCCACAAGGAUUUCGCCAAGUACGACUUCUUCCAAAUUCUUUCAAUCGUUGGCGGUCUCCUCUUGCUGGUCAACAUGGGCCCCGGACAGUUCUCUGUCGACGAGAAGAAGAAGGUCUACUAG